Syngnathus typhle (broad-nosed pipefish) is the source of this 4976-nucleotide messenger RNA. Its product is annotated as vasoactive intestinal polypeptide receptor-like. Lineage: Eukaryota; Metazoa; Chordata; Actinopteri; Syngnathiformes; Syngnathidae. The record is from RefSeq and is a predicted model, not a curated record. The transcript has 12 exons. The coding region runs from base 1592 to 2746 and encodes 384 amino acids. Gene Ontology annotation, biological process: cell surface receptor signaling pathway; adenylate cyclase-modulating G protein-coupled receptor signaling pathway. Gene Ontology annotation, cellular component: plasma membrane. Gene Ontology annotation, molecular function: G protein-coupled peptide receptor activity; peptide hormone binding; vasoactive intestinal polypeptide receptor activity.
CACAAGUCAGUCAAGAGCAGUCAUCCUAAUCCAGUUUUUCUAAAACCUUUUUGUCUUAACAAUACACAUAUAAAGGAUGUUCGCGGAACUUUGGAGGAGCUUUUUCAUUCUUCUGUCCUGCAUGCUGCUGCAAUCCGUGAGUAAAAUUAAACACGCAGUUGAGUGACCUCCUUUCAGGAAUGCCAAUAAACGUGAGUCCAUAUGGAACUUUGGAGCUAUGCACACAAGACGCGGCAGGUUUUUUUUUUUUUUUUCAUGCGUUGCGCGCCUUAUUUGACCUCGGAAUGAAAAAAAGCACGCAGCACAAUCAUCUUCCUUAACAAUGUUUUGCUUUAAUAACUUCUUGAUAUUUUUAAUCCGAUCAGUAUGGUGUUUUUGUAAACUUUUUGACCUGAAGGAUUUUGCUGUCUUGCUCUCCAUCAUUAGCUCAGCUGUAUGUUGGGCUGCUCGGCAUGACAACCCCUCCUUUCCUUUCCUUUCCUUUCCUUUCCUUUCCUUUCCUUUCCUUUCCUUUCCUUUCCUUUCCUUUCCUUUCCUUUCCUUUCCUUUCCUUUCCUUUCCUUUCCUUUCCUUUCCUUUCCUUUCCUUUCCUUUCCUUUCCUUUCCUUUCCUUUCCUUUCCUUUCCUUUCCUUUCCUUUCCUUUCCUUUCCUUUCCUUUCCUUUCCUUUCCUUUCACACCCGUCUGCACUUGUCUGUCACUGACACUUGUAUGUUUUAUCAGGGAUGUAAUUGUGUUCUCAACGCAACACCAUGGCAACAGACUCCUUUGUCUGUCUCCUCACUUAGUGCUUUACCGCAUCCUUAGCUACAUUGGUCUCCUGUGGAGAAGCAUGUAUGAUUUAUGUGUGACUUCAGCAGUCGGGCCAAAGACCAAAAAUAGCACUUUGGUAGUACAAUUUUGUUGUAUUUAUUUUCAAAUACAUAUAAGUAUUAAUAAUUGGCUAAUGAUGCUUUUUUCUGGUUACUGUGUUUAAAAAAAUAAAAUCAACACAUUUUUGUCAGUACGUACUGUACACAGAUUUGAGCAUUUACAGGUAAACUGCAAUAAAUGGAUUUCUUGCCCCCAUUUUGCGGCCGUCUAUGAAAAUAAUGCCUGCUCUGGAAGUAAGUCACGCUCUUCCAAUCUGAGGUAUGCCGUCCUUCCAACCUUCAAGUGGGAGUCAUCUGGAUUCACUAUGUGACUAACAACAGUCUGAUUUAUAUGUCAGAGAGACACAAGUCAUCACCCUAAGUAAGACAAUAUAUCCUUGUCGCCUUGUACAACAUUGAAGGGCUGCUUCCAUCCAUUUUAAAGAACGAAUAUUACUGUCUGGAAAUGGAUUUUGGUCUCUGCUUCACGAGCGGCUUCGCAGCUGCUUGUCUGUCUCAUUUCAGGAGACGAUGAAAUUUGAAAAAAGAACUUUCAUCUCCUUCCCUUCACGCUUUUGAGAAUGAUAUGCCGUCUCUUUAAUUGCCAGGUGUAUUCCAUGCAGAAUCAGAUGUGCGACAUGAUGAAGGAGCUGGACAAGGAGAAGAAUUUGUGUGAGGCUCAAAUUGAGAACAAAACAUCAGGUUGCAGCGGGAUGUGGGACAAGAUCACCUGCUGGCCAAAUGCUGAGGUUGGGCAAGUGGUCACCAUCCCGUGCCCCAAAUAUCUCUUCUACUUCUCCAGGGAGAUUCCCACACGAAACCUGUCCAAGACCUGCACCAAAGACGGCUGGACUCCAAUUAGCAUCGACUCCUACAUCAUGGACUGCGGCUACAAUCCCAACAGCACUGUGGAUGACGAUGACACGGUCGGGAGACUUCUUUGACGCCGUCAAAGUGGGUUACACCAUCGGUCACAGUGUGUCGCUUAUUUCUCUCACCGUCGCCAUCAUCAUCCUGUGCCUCUUUCGGAAGCUGCACUGCACAAGAAACUACAUCCACAUGCAUCUGUUUGUGUCGUUCAUUCUCAAAGCCAUCGCCGUGUUCAUCAAGGACGUGGUUCUGUAUGACGUUGGCGAGACGGACCACUGCCAUUCCUCUCUGGGCUGUAAGGCUGUGGUGGUAUUCUUCCAAUAUGGAAUCAUGGCCAGUUACUUCUGGCUGCUGGUAGAAGGCCUCUAUCUCCAUGCGCUCCUCACUGUCUCCUUCUUCUCGGAGAGGAAGUACUUCUGGUGGUACAUCCUGAUUGGCUGGGUGGCUCCAAGCAUCUUUAUCUCAGCAUGGGUGAUUACAAAGGCUUAUUUGAAUGAUCUUGGAUGCUGGGAGAUUAUUGAUGACAAACCUUGGUGGAUCAUCAAAACGCCCAUCCUUGUCACUAUUCUUGUCAACUUUUUCCUCUUCAUCUGUAUAAUCCGCAUUUUACGGCAGAAGAUGAAUUGUCCCGACAUUGGAAGAAAGGAAUCAAAUCAGUACUCGAGACUGGCUAAAUCCACACUGCUCUUGAUUCCUCUCUUUGGGAUCAACUACAUCAUUUUUGCCUUCAUUCCCGACCACAUCCACCCACAGCUGAGGAUGGUGUUUGAUCUUAUCCUUGGUUCAUUUCAGGGUUUCGUGGUGGCUGUCUUGUACUGUUUCCUUAAUGGGGAGGUACAGGCGGAGAUUAAGCGUAAGUGGCGCAGAUGGAUGUUGCAGCGCUUCCUGGGUGCAGACACCAAGUACCAGCAGCCCUCCAUCGGCAGCAAUGGCAACAACUUUAGCACUCAGAUCACCAUGCUAACCAAAUGCAGCCCCACCGCCCGACGAGCGUCUGCGUGUCACGAGCACUUCUCAGCCAUCUGACACGGAAACAAAAGCUCUGCUCUGCACACCCUCAAAGUCCACUUCCAUGUUGGUGUCCCUUAAGGUCAGUACGACCUUUUGCUUUGGUGUGAUUCCUUCGACCAGCUGUGAAAGUGCAUCACUUUUUUUGUUACCGUGUCAUGUGGAAGACAGGGACAGUACAAGAGAUCAGACAGUAUAAAGAGCAUAAUAAAGCAUAAUAUUAAAUAUUAGGGGUGUAAAUCGCGGGUUUUGUCACGAUACGAUACCAUAUCGAUACAAAGAACUACAAUACGAUAUUUGCCGAUAUCUUAAAGCCUGCUGCGAUUCAUUCACGAUAUAUCACGAUAUAGUGCUCUACGAUUGAUUUUUUUUUUUUAAAUAAAAAAUAUAGAACAAUAUCCUGAUUUAUAACAAUUCAUACGCAAAACCAACAAGGUACUGCAAACUCUUUAUUUAGGAAAUUACAAGAGUAUUGUAGUAUACAAAGUGCUUAUUUUAACACUGAACUUUGAUGUCGUGUUUUUUCUUUAAAUGUGCGGCGAGAUUUGUGCUCCCUGAAUAUUUGAUCACCGCAUGGCAGGAUUUACAAACUGCACGUGUCUUGUCCGUUGAGCCAUCUUUUCUUUGGAAUCCAAAGUGCUUCCAAACGAAUGACUUGAAGCCUAAAGGGGAGCAAAUUUCCUCGGCUUUUUGGACACUAGCCAUAGCACCAGCCCAGGAGCCGGUGCUAGUUGUCGACUCCCCUUUCACGUGCAGCAACGCCGCGCACUGCUCCAGGGCUCGAAACUAACGAUUGCCCGAUUGCCUUUCACGUGCCCGCUCUGCUCACAACACAACAACGCCGGGGGCACUGCUCCCGGAAAGAGGAAGCAAGCAACAAUGAACUGGAUUUCAAAAUAAAGUCGCGUCUAAUGUCCGAGGUCAAACACGGCGAUACAAAUCGAUGUUUACGUUUAGCAUCGAUGCCAAUAAAUCAUAGAGCAUUAUAUCGAUUAAUCGAUGUGUAUCGAUGAAUCGUUACACCCCUAUUAAAUAUGUAAUACGAAAAUAUAAUAUUUAUAUUAUAUAUAUUACAUUAUAUUUAUAUUAUUGUAUUUAUAUUAUUUAAUAUACUGUAAUAUUAAAAUAAUAUAAUAAUAAUAAUAAUAUAAUAAUAUGUAUAAUAUAGUAUAGAAAUAUUAUGUAUUACAUAAAUAUAUAUGAAAUAAUAGGUGGACAAAGAGCAAAAUGAACCCACAUCCUAUAAAAAUAAGGACGUUAACUUGAUCACCGGCAGGGGCUGUGAUGCGUUGAUUUGGUUAUUAAGAAAUCCAGAGCAUUCCCAAUUUCCAAAGGCAUUCUCCAUGAGAGUUGGAUGACAUUCCACAGGAGGGACUGAUGAUGCUUGUGCAACUCGCAUUACUGAGGCUUUGACGCAUUUGAAGUGGUGCUGUUCAGUUGCAUAGAGGACUUCCAUUAUUGGUUCACAACACAUAGCGUUGUAACGUGGUCAAAGUGAUUAUUUUGUUCAGAAUUAUUUGGACAGCCCCAGCAGGCACUAGCCGAGUGGGUCACAUUGAGGCUUUUCUCCCACAUUCCAAAAUCAUGCAUGUUAGCUUCAUUGAAGAUGCAGUGGUGUGAAUGUGAUUGUGAAUUAUUGUUGUCUCUGCUAUUUAUUGGCUGUCGACCAGCCCGGGGUGUGCUCUCCCCCAACUUUGCCAGCUAAGUAUGAUUCAGACUGUAUCAAUAAUAAUAGCAUAUUAUCUUUCAACUUAAUUAAACAUGAAGAAGAUGCUUCUGCAGAUGCUACUAGGUGCUCGGCUUGUGUGAUAAGAGCCACGAUGAUUUGAUUCCUCUAAAGCAGGGGUCUCAAACUCCAGUCCUCGGGGGCCGCAUUCCUACAUGUUUUCCAAGUUUCCCUCGUUAAACACACCCUGCUCUAAAGAACAUUUUCAAUGCCAUAUCCUGCUCGGUUUACAUAAACUCACAGAAAGUACCUCAGGCUAAAAGUCUCACACACGCACACGCACACGUGCAUUGUACACAAAGUAUCCUUGUAAAUACGGGUGUCAGUUUAUAGCAUGUUUUAUGAUGAUGAGUUUUAUGCUCAGGUGUCAACUGUAAAUCAAUGUUUACAUUCAAGACUAGAUAUUGUUCACUCCUGGUGUUCUCAGCAAUGAAUGUGGUGCCCUGUAAAUACUGUGUAUGUACAGCAUAUGAGACAAAAUAUUUGUGGAAGAUGAAUAAAACUAAAAGCGUUUACACUUUG